Messenger RNA from Colletotrichum abscissum, 219 nucleotides. RefSeq lists its product as uncharacterized. The coding region runs from base 1 to 219 and encodes 72 amino acids. Lineage: Eukaryota; Fungi; Ascomycota; Sordariomycetes; Glomerellales; Glomerellaceae. The record is from RefSeq and is a predicted model, not a curated record. The transcript has a single exon.
AUGCUGACGCAACUCAUCAAGCUGACCAUGAUCAGCUUUCCCUUGCCAGCUGCCAGCUACUCCCGGCGACCAGCCCGAAGCAUGAGCGGCACCGCGGCACCGCGGCAGAGACUCACCACCUCGGACAUGAAUCCUCCGAAGCUAUCCAGGUUCCGCUCGCCGCUCGGUCCAACGCCCCGUCCAGAUCCGACCUCCUCCACAUUAGCAUCUCAUGGAUAA